Paramisgurnus dabryanus is the source of this 766-nucleotide messenger RNA. RefSeq names its product saposin-C-like. The record is from RefSeq and is a predicted model, not a curated record. NCBI's taxonomy places the organism in Eukaryota, Metazoa, Chordata, Actinopteri, Cypriniformes, Cobitidae. Gene Ontology annotation, biological process: lipid metabolic process; defense response to bacterium.
UGCACAUGGUUAACAUGACACAUAUUUUGAAUUUGCGCCCCUCGGAUGAGCAGUCACGAGCAGUCACUGACGUAUAGUCCAGUGCGACUUAUAAUGUUUUUUCCUCUUCAAAACACAUUUUUGACUGAUGUGACUCAUAGUCCGGAAAACACAGUAACACAUGCAGAAACAAUGAAGGUGUUUGUUAAAAGUCUCACUUAAGACUAUAUAUAUGAGUGUGGUUUUGAUGUGUGAAAAAGAGCAAUACAAAAGAUCUUCUGUGCAUAAAUUAAACACAGUUUGAUCAGUCUUAUAGUUUUGAUCAGUCUUAGUGUUCAGACCAAGCAAGAUGCUACGAUUUAUCAUCCUUGUCACCCUGCUGGUAUCCUCAGCGUGCGCUCUUGAAUGGAAAAUCUACAGAGAAGAAUCGAUUGGAAAUGAAGAAAGUUCUGGUGAAGUCAUGGUCAAAACUAACCAAGGGCUUCCUGGAGUAUGCUGGGCGUGUAAGUGGGCUAUGAGGAAUGUGAAGAAGAAGAUCUCCAAUGGUGCAACCCAGGAUGACAUUAAAAGUCAGCUAGCAAUGGUCUGUGAUCAGAUGGGGUUCCUAAAAUCUCUGUGUAGGAGUAUGGUGAGCAAGUACACGGGCGUUCUGGUCGAAGAACUUUCAACGUCAGACGACCCAACAACCAUCUGUGUGAACGUUGGCAUUUGCAAGAAGAGACCUUUGUAAUGUUUUAAAUUCUUGGUGUUGAAAAUAUGAAUUCCUCAAUAAAGUGUGAAGCAUUUA